This is a messenger RNA of Eupeodes corollae, 984 nucleotides long. It is a transcript of the gene P32, whose product is annotated as complement component 1 Q subcomponent-binding protein, mitochondrial. The record is from RefSeq and is a predicted model, not a curated record. Bases 87 to 881 code for a protein of 264 amino acids. The transcript has a single exon. Lineage: Eukaryota; Metazoa; Arthropoda; Insecta; Diptera; Syrphidae. Gene Ontology annotation, cellular component: mitochondrial matrix. Gene Ontology annotation, biological process: cytosolic ribosome assembly.
CCCACGUGUGUCAAAAGUAAAGUUAACUGCAAAGUUCAAAGCCGGUGUGCCGCUCUAUACUGAAAAAUUACGUAAAAAUUAAAAACAUGUCGGGAUUCUUGAGAGGUUUUUCUAAAAUCAGUGCAAUUUCCUUCAAUUCACUGAAAAAUGCCAACCAAGUGCGUAAUUUGAGUAUUCUGCCAAAGGCCACAUCCGUCACUCCAUUCACAUUGAACACCCGCACCAAUGUACAAAAUUUACAACCCACCGACGGUCUCAGUGCUCCUCGCUUUGCCAGCACCAAAAGUGCUAAGGAAUUAGUUGAGUUCCUGACGGAAGAGAUUCUUGCCGAGAAAAAAGCCCAGAACAUCAAAACAGUCCCAACUGCCGUAGACGGAUUCAAUGUCAACUUGUACGGAGCCGAUGUUGAACUUGUGAAACAAAUCGAUGGAGAGAAAAUCGUAGUAAGCUUCAAUGUCAAUCACACCGUCGAUGCUGACGAUGAGAACCCCGAUGUCGAUAUGGGAAGCUCGGAGAAACCCGACAUAGCAGAGAUGCGCAGCAAACCCACAUUCGAGGUGGACAUUAUUAAGGGCAAAACCACAUUGUCAUUUACUUGCUCCUUCAUGCAAGGCACACCCCAGGAGGGCGAAUACAAUGAUGUCUUUGGCAUCGACGAAUUGUGCAUCUUCGAGGGUGAAUGGAACGAGAAAGUGUACGCCGUUGCUGGAGACGUUCUCGACGGAUACUUGUACGACCUCUUGAUGAAUUUAUUGGAAGAGAAGGGCAUCAGCAAUGAAUUCGCCGAAAAACUAUCAGACUUCAGUACAGCCUACGAACAUGCUUCGUACAUUGGUCUGCUGGAGAAUCUAUCUAAGUUCACGACUCUUGGUGGAAAGUAGAGAAACAAUGGGGCGUGCACCUUAGGACUUCACAUAUAAUUUUACUAUUAUUCAUAGUAUUUACUGUUAUUCUGUAAUAAAAAUUAAGUAGGAAUUAAAGAUA